Paramuricea clavata is the source of this 5235-nucleotide messenger RNA. The record is from the annotation of a GenBank genome assembly. Lineage: Eukaryota; Metazoa; Cnidaria; Anthozoa; Malacalcyonacea; Plexauridae.
GCCCAUCACUAGACUAGUGCUGUGAAGGUCGUGCGAGGUCCGAGGCUGACAGGACUUUUACAGACUGUACUGGCUACCUAUUCAUCAAGUACGGUACCCUUGUUUGCCUCGAUUGACAAUCCUAAACGUAUUUACUAUCAUGGCCGACGUGUCUGGCCACACUAAGGAGCAAAAUACUUAUCCAGAUGACUACGUUACUGCACACAAGACAUUCAAAGCCCGGAAUAUUGAUGAAAAUCGCUUUGUCAAGUUUGAAGAACGGGAUACGCGAAGCGUUCUAACACUCGACAUGAUAAAAACACUGUGUCAUGGUAAGUUGAACUGUCUUAAAAACAAUGAGGUGCAUGGUUAAUAAUAGAUACUUUUUCGUUUAAGAUUUCGGGCGCCUCGCUCGAUAGAACAGCGGAAUAUUGAAGGAGUUGGUUGAAUUUUGCCGAAGGAGGAAUUUUUAAAUAAUAUACAUAUUUUAAGCGUAGUGCUUAGCCUCGUGCUUAGCCUCAGUGCUAGGUUACAAGUGUGAUUGUUUCUCUCGCCUCUGCGCACCGCGCAGACUGCUGUAGCAGUUCACUAGCUGGUGUAUACGAAGGGGCGUAGCUAGAUCUAUGGAAAGGGUUUCUUCUUGAUGUGUCGCAAGACUUCGGCCUGAUUCCACGACGGUGAAAUUCUUCUCGAGAAAUUGCGAAAUGUGGAUGGUUACACAUGAGUGAUUCUAUUGUAUUUUCUCACUAAUUAAUUACUCACGGUUAAUACUUUUCUCGCGAAGUUUAAGCCCAUUUUGGCACUCGGUGAAUUUGUUCGCGCAUCUGGGAGGGCGGUUUAUUACCGUAGAAAAUUCUUUUAUGUCGCGUUAUAAACUAUUCUAAACUGGCCGUUGAGAAAGAUCGUGACUCUUUAUACGACCAUCGGACCAUAUGGAAACCAGACUUUAUAACGAUUUAUGGCCUUUGACAGUCAAAGGUUAUGUCCCUUGGGACGUAUCUUCUUUGUAAUAGUGUUGUUCGAAUCGGAAUCCAAAACGCUAGUUAGAGUGCAAUGUUUUAUUUUGGUAUUUCUUCGGCGUUUGAGUUUGUUGUGAUGCGUCUGCACCGGAAGUACAACUUUACUCGAUGAAAACAAUGCGAUGCUUGUACCCUAUGUCUGGAAACAUCGGUCAAAGUACAGCUCCCAUACGAGUGAUUUGACGUGUAUCCGGCUACGGAUGCUUCCUAUUGGCCAAGUGUAGCGUUCUUUUCACGCAUGCGAAGAACGCUCAAUCAGUCAAUCAUGACAGUCUCGUACCCAGGAGCAAAUAACGUACUAAAAAUAGGCACACUACAGUUGUUUUUAUAUAGAUCAGUGGCUAAGAUGAGCGACCCGUCGUGUCCUCCCCAAGCACCCCCGCGCGCUCGCUCAUCUUAGCCACUGAUCUAUAUAAAAACAACUGUAGUGUGCUUAUUUUUAGUACGUUAUUUGCGCCUGGGUACGAGGCUGCAAUCAUGAUAUAAACACGCGGGUCUUGACCCCCAGACACGCGCCUCGGGGUAAGAUUUUGGCUUCAAGAAAAAGAUAGGCAGUUUAUAGGCCGUUAUAUGAGUUAUAUUCAUUUCAAUGGAAAACCCGAUAUUUUGAAAAAUUCAAAAUAAAUAUUUCUACUCGCGCCGUACCAAACUUUCUAUGUGAGAGUGAUGUGAAAGCGCUUGAAUAAAAGGAGUAUUUUACUCAUAUUGACAUGGGGCGAAUUUUGAAGUGUUUAGAAGAUAUUCAAGUAUUUUCUCCAAAUGCAAUUCAGAAUGUUUGGCCAAGGACAAGGGUGAGUAAAUGUAUGAUUGUUUUUGUAAUGUUUUGACGGCAUUCAACCCCUUGAAACAGUUAUUUUGUGAGGAUUUCAAUAAGUGUUUUUCGUUUUAAAGGGGGAUAAAUAUUCACUGAGAUAUUUAUUAGAAACAAUUGAAUUGUAAAUAUCGUAAAUUUGUCAUUGAGUGCCUGACAAUGACUAUCUGUUAAAGAACAAGACGCUCCACGAAGCGUUACGUCGCUGGGAUGUGGAAAUAUGCAACUUUAAAUAAUUCGUGUUGUACAAGUAUACCACUAAAGAAGAGCGCGUUUGUUUUUUCAAAAUAUUGCCGGAUUCUUGAAGUUUCCCGUAUUAAAAUGCAAUAGCAUUUAAAUUGGACCGAUACCAAUCGCGUCUGUGUAAUAGUCGCAAAUCAUGAUUUUCCAAGUUACUUCUUCAUUGUCAACAUUGUCGCAGGGUAAGGGAAGCCUCCUGCACACAUCGAUUUUGUCCAUGAGAAACUGACGUUUCUCUGGAGACCUCCCUCACCCCCCCCCCCCCCGCCUUAGAAACGUCACACAUAGUUAUCGAUAUUUUGUUCUUAUAUUUUGUUCUUAUAGGUAACUUUCUGCGUCUGAAUUUGACCGGUCUUCGAGACAGUUGAAUUAGAAUAUUUCAUCUUGUGAUGAACUUAAAAAUUUCCAACGUUUCUCAAAACAACGUCUUUUGCAUGAAAUAUUGACAAUUUUAGCGCGUUUUUCUUGAAAUUUGAGUGUUUUCAAUGCAAGGAAGGCGUAAUAAUAUAAAUGUAUAGAACCAGUAUCGUAUUACGAAUGUAUAGACUGGUGUCUGUAUCAAGUUGUUAUCAAGUUUAUAUUCUGCAAAUGUUAUUCCGAAAUGUUAAGGGUUUCGAAAAACUAUCGAAUUUUUCCAUAAUGUUUUACAGAGAAACGUCACAGCUGCAACCUCCCCCCCCCCUCUCGUGGAAAAAUCGAUAUGUGAGGCUUCCCUAAAAUUGCUUAGCGAUUCGGCCUCUCCUGGGAUUUUUUGAGCCCCUUCUGACUAGAAAUCCUGGCUACUUCACUAUAGUUGCACGAAACGAUUUACAACGACGAUUUUAAAUCGUUUUAUAGUAGAUCUUCUCUCCCGACUGUACAGUAGAACCACACGUUAAUUGUGACCUCUGCUAUAUUACCAGGGAUUGUAUAUACUCGAUAGUUCAAUUGAUUUAUUAUUGAUAUAUUGUAAAGGAAAGUACCAGACAAGCUGGAAUGGAGUGGAAGUAAUGAAAAACCCGUUAGACUUGAUUACCAUGCAAGAUUUAUUUGGCCGUGAAAAACCUGCAACAGUCAUUGAACUUGGUAGUUAUACCGGGGGCUGUGCAUUGUGGUAUGCAGACGUAUUAAAAUGUUUUGGUAUAAAGUCUCACGUUUAUUCUAUCGAUAUUUCGCACGACUGCUUGGAUAAAACGGCAAAAAUGAGGGAGGAUAUCACCUUUAUAAAGGCAGACGCCACGAAGGAUAUGGAGAAAAUUUUCCCAGAAAAAAUGUUGAAGGUAUUUGGUUCCAGUUUAAAUUUUUUAGACUGUUGGGCGAUUUUUGUCGAAACUCGGCUCUUUAUAUAAAAACCUGUGUACGUUGAGGACAAUGAAAUUUUUACAUAAUGAGAGGUCACAUUGCAGGGUGCAGGUUGAUUCGGAUUGAUGGGAUAAAGAUAGAUUUUGGCUAUUUUAUGUUGUUUUAGGCAGUAAAAUCAUAAACCAAACCCACAUCCAAUCCCCGACCCUAACGUGGGCCAAACUUAACCUGGCCUAUAUUUGGCUUAAUUAACCAAAACUAAACCACCGAUCUGGGCUAUAGCGGUAUAGCGCUGCCCCCUCCAGUCCACGUUCCGCCGCCUAUGGUCUAUUUGAUGUAAACAGUGAAACACAACAGUGAACAACGCAUUAUUUAGAGCUUUUGCAGUUGCCAUUAACUGCAACAAACUGUAUGUUUAUCGUAGGAGCUUCCUCAUCCCUGGUUCAUCUCUGAAGACUGCCAUGUCCCAAUGGAAAUCACGUUGGGUUAUUUGGAGCCAUUUAUGGAGCCUGGGGACUAUCUACUAGUUGAAGACACACAUCCAUCAUUUUGUGCACACACUGGCCAAGGUAAUAAUAGUCUCCAUGAUGUUUUGUUGAUAUUAUUACACAUGCCAAAUCAACGGCUACCAACGGGAAACGGUUUUGUCCGUGUAUCUAAAUAAAACUGUUAAAUGCAAGAACCUCCAAUUAACGGACCUCUAACUUACAGAGGAUCUAAUUGCCAUUAAAUUAAUGGUAUUAUAACUGAUUAAUAACGGUUUUACGGUAAUAUGCGGUCGCGCUAUAAUGAAGGCAUGCAUGGAAAUUGUGUUUGGCAAAAUGCUACGAACAAUUUAGAGUUUCCAAAGUCCUUCGCUGUAGACCAUUCCCUCUUAGCCACGUACGGUUUCUCUCCAAUUUCUAACCUAGCGAGCGACUUGUGGCAAGCAUUAAAGAAUAAAGAUAAACACAUUCAUUAUGCUUUCUAUGCAGUUAUUUGAACAUAGAUGGAUCCAUUUUUCAGUGCAUGCAUAACUGAGUCUUAGCUCAAGGCCAAUAAACUUUUUGCAUUUAAUUAUCUUUCAACAGGUCUGUACGCUCCUGGCUUUGACGAAGUUGGUCUUGCAAAACUCAAUGAUUUGACAGAGUUUCUAAAAUCCCGCUCGGGAAAAUUCGUUGUCGACUCUCAUUACAAUGAUUUCUUUGGGUAAUUAAAACUUGAAUUGUUUACAAUUUAAAGAAUAUUUCUUUUAAUGGCAAAUUUGUCAAAAAUUUAAACUUUCUUUAUAAUUACUAUAUGUUUUAUACUGAAUUGAUAGUAUUAGUGUUCACAAAGGUGGAAAACUUGGUAAUGUUUCUGAGAGGAAUUUCAGAUUCAAGCAAUUUGAGCUUAUAAAUUGCUAGAAAACAUUUCUCAAUUUAAAUUCAUGUGAAUAACGCACGACUUUCUUUCACGAGUUAUUGUAAAAAAGCCAUCACCCCGUACUGUCCCCGCACUGUUUGGGCAACGGAGGCGGCUCCAGCGCCUCUGGGGAAAUUUCAGUUCCCAUUUUACUCCCUCAGAACCCUCGUAUCUAUUUGUUGUUUUUUUCUUUCAGGUAUAAUGCUUCUUCAAAUAUGAAUAGUUAUCUAAAAUGUGUUUAGGGUCAUUGGAUUGAAUCCAUAAGCAUGGGAUACUUUAUAUAUAUUACACUUAAUUAAUUAACUGAAUUAGAAACAAAAUAUUCUAGGAAAACGCAUAGUAUGUCUACAAUGUCGUCAGAAUAUAAUUAACAUAGAACAAAAAGGCCUGGGGCGGAAAAAUAGGGAGGCUUGUGGAUAAUGUAGGCCUUUUAUAGGCCAAUUAUAUCGUAUCAUGGACUAUUUCCUACGUUCCUCAUAAAUCUUUUAUAGUAUUGAUAUUACACAUAAUUUAACGUUGCAG